UUCCUUCCCUCCCUCCCUCCCUCCCUCCCGUCCUCCUUUCCCGGUUCCCCGACCCCGACAAUUCUCCUCUGCAUUCCUUCGCUCUGGCGUCGCAGGUCGCACUCGCACCUCGAGGUGGGGACCCUCCUCUCUCCAUGGUCAUUAGUCUUCGUUCUUCGUAGAAGUCGAAAAUGAGAAGCAGAGGAGAAUAUCAGACCUACAAUCUACCAGCUAGCUACCAGAUCCAGUAAACGCCAUGAAACUUGAUUGCAGCAACUGAAAUCAGGAGCGUCGCCAAUUAUUACCCAAAAUGCCACGUUCUCUGAGUCUGCUUCCCAUAUUCACCCACCGUUCCUCCUCCUCCUCCUCCGUGUACUCCAAGGACGAUAAAGGGAAGAAACAUCCUAUCUCUAUCCCUCCCCAGCCUUCUUCAUCCCGCGUUCCACUCGCACUUAUUAUUUUCUCCAUCUUUUGCUUCUUCAUCGGCGUCGGCGGAAUACUAUUCUCUGUCUUCGCUCUGGCUCGCUCCAAACCACUCCCCGUCUUCCGCUGCGGUCGAGCCGAAGACACCUUCCGAACUGCCUUCCGCCGUUCCUCCGGUUCUCGCAAGCUCGGCGACAACGAUGGUCUUGUCGACCGCCCCAAGCUUCUUGGCUUCGUCGGAAUCCAAACCGGCUUCUCCUCCGCCGAUCGCCGCGCCGCUCUUCGUUCAUCUUGGUUCCCUUCCGACCCCGACGGCCUUCUCCGUUUGGAGCAAGCUACUGGUUUAGCUUUUCGUUUUGUAAUCGGACGAUCAAAAGACACCAAGAAGAUGAUGGAUCUUGAGAAAGAGGUGGAGAAGUACAAUGAUUUUAUGCUUAUAGAUGUUGAAGAGGAAUACCUAAGGCUGCCAUAUAAAACGCUGGCAUUUUUUAAAGCAGCCUUUGAUCUUUUUGAAGCAGAUUAUUAUGUCAAAGCUGAUGAUGACAUUUAUUUGCGCCCAGAUCGACUUGCCACUCUUCUAGCUAGAGAGAGAACUCAUCCACGAACCUACAUUGGCUGCAUGAAGAAGGGCCCAGUAAUUACUGAUCCUAAAAUGAAAUGGUUUGAGAAAUCUGGGCAUUUGAUUGGAAAUGAGUAUUUCUUGCAUGCUUAUGGCCCUAUAUAUGUUCUGUCUGCAGAGGUGGUAGCAUCACUGGCAACUACAAGAAACAACAGUCUGAGAAUGUUUAGCAAUGAGGAUGUAACUGUUGGUUCCUGGAUGCUAGCUAUGAAUGUCCAUCAUGAAGAUAAUCGAGCAAUUUGUGAUCCUCGAUGCACACCAACUUCUAUCGCAGUUUGGGACAUUCCUAAAUGUUCAGGUCUAUGUGAUCCAGUUAAUAGGUUGAGGGAGCUUCACAAAAUCAGCAUGUGUUCCAAAAGUCCAACACUACCACCUGAUGACAGGUAGUGUUGGUGGCCCAAACUCGCAGUCACGGGAGCAAGACAUAACCCAUUUACCUUGACAGAAUUUUUAAGCUACCAUCAUGAUACCUGUAUUUGAUAUGUUACUGUCCAGUCAAUUCAUAGUGACGGUUUUCUGUUGGAGCAGCGACACAUUCUUUUGUCUGUAGCCUGAGAGACGGCUCCGAGGCCUGUGUUUCAAGAAUUCCAGUCAGUAUGUAGGUUGCUGUUAUUAACGGAAUUGGGUUAGGUGUCUACCGUUGUUUCGGUGCAUUAAAUCAAAAUAUUAUCCGGUGCCCCUUUACCAAUGAAUGAUUGAAAGGUAAUUGAUCAAGUAACAUUAGUUUGUACCGAGUUGCAGCAGGUGUCUAGAAUUUUGGGACUUGUGUAAUGAACACUCCUUGAUUUUGGCGAAGUUCGAUAAGGAGCCUCUUUUUCAUUA
This is a messenger RNA of Nelumbo nucifera (sacred lotus), 1843 nucleotides long. RefSeq names its product Galactosyltransferase family protein. Gene Ontology annotation, cellular component: Golgi membrane. Lineage: Eukaryota; Viridiplantae; Streptophyta; Magnoliopsida; Proteales; Nelumbonaceae. Gene Ontology annotation, molecular function: galactosyltransferase activity. The record is from RefSeq and is a predicted model, not a curated record.